Molecule: messenger RNA, 708 nt
Organism: Moneuplotes crassus
Lineage: Eukaryota; Ciliophora; Spirotrichea; Euplotida; Euplotidae
Source: the annotation of a GenBank genome assembly
CUUAAGGGACCCUUUUAAUUCCUGCAUCAAGUCUGAUUAUGUAUUAUUCCAACAUAUUAUAUGUCAUCGAAGAGCCUUUACAGAUUAUGGUUCCAGAUACUUCAUUGGAUGAUUUAUUGGGUAAAUAUUGUAUUUGAGAUCUCUCAGGUUCUUCCACCAAAGAAGUUUCACCUAAGAAAGAGUUCAUAGCAGCACAGAAUGAAUUGAAGCGAAAGAACAAAAAGUUGUGUAUUGAGGAGAUUGACUUCAGUGAUAAAAUCUUACUACUUUCUAGUAUCGUUGAUGGUAUCUUAAACACUCAAAAUCAACAGGUGAGCAGAUUUCUUAUAAAAUCGAAAAGAAAGCCAAUUACACCAAAAGGGAAGAAUUCGAGCUCAAGAAGAUCCAAAUUUAUAGGUGUAUCCAAGAAUGGUUCUUCUCAUCAGGUAUUAAUAUCAGUUGAAGGAAAGAAGACCUACCUUGGAUCAUUCGAGAAUGAAUAUGAGGCAGCGGUGACUUUUGAUUUCUACUCCAUUUUACUACAUUCUGUUGAGGCGAAGACUAAUUUUUCAUACACCGCUCAGGAUGUUCAGGAAAUGAUUCAUAGCUAUAAAGUUUACAAAAAUCUCUCAAAUUUUUACCCCAAAAUUGUUGAGCAACUUAAUGGACAGUAAAGAAAGACAGAUGGAUUAUUUUCUAAUUACUAAUGCAUUUCCAGUUAAAAAUGUU